Molecule: messenger RNA, 300 nt
Organism: Saprolegnia diclina VS20
Lineage: Eukaryota; Oomycota; Saprolegniomycetes; Saprolegniales; Saprolegniaceae
Exons: 1
Coding region: 1-300 (99 amino acids)
Source: RefSeq, a predicted model, not a curated record
AUGGACCGACGCGCUCCGCGUCCUGCUAUUGGUCUGGCGCAUCUCGGCCGUCACUUGGUCCGCUCGGCGCUUGCGGGAGCGAUCAAGUUCAACCACCCGAUUGGCCGCUACGGCUUCAUGUGCGAUGAAGUCACACAACUGCGAAACCGGAAGAGCGACCCCAACUUCAAGGAGCUCUCACCGGUCGACACGGAGCUGGCGGACGUUCUCGUCAAGACGGGACGAUACGAUGUGGCUCUCACGAGACUCAAGACUCUUCGUGGGUGCCUGCGGUCCAUUCGACGCCUCAUUUAUCGGUAG